CGAGAUCGCACCACUGCACUCCAGCCUGGGCGAUAGAGUGAGACUGUCUCAAAAGCAAAAAACAACAAGAGAUGUUUCCAGAUUGUAGUAAGUUGAUGAGUAAAUAAGAGUUGAGACAACUUUUAGAAAAUGGUGUCUGAAAAGUGGGGAGAGGCAUGAUGGUAGCUGGAGAGUGACUCAAGAUAGACUCAUUUUAAUGUAGCAGAAACUGGAGCCUGUUUACAAACUCUUUGUGGGAAAGGGCCCACAAAGAAGGAAAGUGGCUGUCUGGAUGUGAGUUUAUGGACUGACAUUGAACAGACCUUGUUGGGACUGAAGGCCCAAAGAGUAAGCAUAUGGGUGGAGGUAGUUGAAAAAGAACCUUCCAGAUGAUCUGUUUUCUUCAUGAAGAAGUAAUAUCUACCGAGAGAAGAAAUUGAUGAGGUCGAUUAUAGAAAGACUCUCAAGAAUGGUAAGAUAGUCCUUAGUGGGAGUGGUGCAUGGCUUCAAGAAGAGGGUUGAUGGGACCCAUCCAUGAGUAAAGAAGUUAACGGCAAUGCCAGUCUGCCCAGGAUGUUCUGCUGGGGCACAGAAAAACAUCCAGUUUCCUUCCUUUAGAUUUUAACUGCAGCAUCAUGAGCUGCCUUCCUAGAGGGAAUUUUAUAUUUCGGAGCUGUAGCUCAGAAGACUUACAUUCUCUUUUCCUCCUCCCAAGAGAGAUCACGGCUGCUUCCCAGGGUUUAUCUCCAUGACAUAGAACUGUCCCUGCUGGGAAUGCGGGAGGGAACUGCUUCCCACUCGCAAGCAGCCUUUUCACUUCCAGCUUCCAUCUGCCUUCCUCUCCCACCUCCCAAAAUCAAGUAAAUAAAUCAAAGCCAGAAAAACAUUCUGGCUGGAAUUUUAUUGCAUUUAAUAUUGUAUGAGAGCUUCCAAACCAGCUCUGAUGGUUGAAUUUCAGACUACAUGAAGGUGAAGCCUGUGAGGUUCCUCCAGGAGUGCUGGGCAGAACCCUGAGUUUUAGAACUCCCUCCGCUUUUAGCUUGUCUUGUAUGUGCUCUUUCACUCUUUCAAGCACUAAACCCUUCACUGUAAAUAGUCACCCACCAAGGUGCCCUCGGGUUAUAGCUUGUUACUAGCCCUAAAAGUGGCUAGUACCCAGUCUCAAUGUUGGAUAGCAAGCAAAGGUGAUGAGUUGUUUUCUUGGGUUUUUUGAGGUUUUGUUGUAUUUUGUUUGUGUGUCUGUUUUUUAGAGACAGGGUCUCCUAUGUUGCCUAGUCAGGUCUCAAACUCCUGGCCUCAAGAUCCUAUCACUUUGUCCUCCCAAACCACUGAGAUUGCAGGCGAUUGUAAGCCACUGGGCCUGGCCAUUUUCUUGUUUUUAAAGAUUAACCUCAGUCAGGCCUUAAUAUCUAGAAAUGCUAUUAUCAUCCUACAAAUGAUUGCUCUAUAACAAAGAAAUUGGGUAAAGGAGCUUUCUUACUGUAUUUUCAGUGAAUCCAGGCAAGGACGCCUUCAUUCAUGAAACAGGAAGGCUGAAUUAAUUGCUCUCAAGUUUUUUUUUUUAGCUUCAACUAAAGAUCCCCUUAUUCUUCAGUGGAAACUUGGCGCUGAGGAGUCCCAGGAGGUGACUCAGUCAGCUAUGUGUGGCCUCGGUGCUUUUUCUCUGCAUUGUGUUUGUCAGGGGUAUCUGGGACAGAAAGAAUAGUUUCCGCUGCUCUGGCAUCCAGAGCCUGGAGUGCCCGUCUCUAAGCUGGCCUGCGCCUUGCCACCAGAAGAUGUAAUAUAAAGUAGCUGCUUGACCCCAAAGUAGCAUUCAGAGGACACAUAAAGAAGCUCCAUUAAUUCAAACAUGUAGAUAUUGUAGAGAUCCAGAGGGCCAGAGUCUGUCAUUUGUUUAAAGUUACCUCUUUCUAUGCUGAUCAUUAUUCCUUUUUCUAAAUAUUUGUCUGCAUGUUAUAUGUGCUUUGAAUAAGUUUUUGGGUGAAUUUCUUAAAUUCAUGAAGUAUAUAAAGUAACUUAACAGGAUAUGAGUUAUGACAUUUAGGGGUGUUGUCCUGUUGCUUCAGAACAGUGGGGUUAUCAUGUAACACACCAUGUCACGUGAUUUGACUAAAUACAGGGAAAAAAAACCUCAACUUGGUUUCAUUGGCUCAAAUAUAGUUCAAGACAAUGGAGACAAAACUAAGAUGAGGAAGUUCUAUACAGUUUAGGAAAUAGGAGCUUUCAGAGAUAACUCACAGUGAUGUGAAACUGGCCUCCCAAACCCUGAUAAGUAAGUUAAAUAAGAGUAGGGGCCAGGAGGAGGGUUCUUUACUCUUAAAUUAAGAGAAGGGGAUCUGGAGGUACCUCAGGUAGAGUGUUAGGUUUACAGACCUGGCCUGUGUAUGUAAGGUGGAGGAGUGGAAGUUUGAGAAAAGUUUAAGAGAAGAAAUGGAUGUGAUCGCCUAAAUCAGCCAAAUACAGGCAACAUGGCCAAUGCCCUGGCCAGCGCCACUUGUGAGCGCUGCAGGGGCGGCUUUGCACCCGCUGAGAAGAUCGUGAACAGUAACGGGGAGCUGUACCAUGAGCAGUGUUUCGUGUGCGCUCAGUGCUUCCAGCAAUUCCCAGAAGGACUCUUCUAUGAGUUUGAAGGAAGAAAGUACUGUGAACAUGACUUUCAGAUGCUCUUUGCCCCUUGCUGUCAUCAGUGUGGUGAAUUCAUCAUUGGCCGAGUUAUCAAAGCCAUGAAUAACAGCUGGCAUCCGGAGUGCUUCCGCUGUGACCUCUGCCAGGAAGUUCUGGCAGAUAUCGGGUUUGUCAAGAAUGCUGGGAGACACCUGUGUCGCCCCUGUCAUAAUCGUGAGAAAGCCAGAGGCCUUGGGAAAUACAUCUGCCAGAAAUGCCAUGCCAUCAUCGACGAGCAGCCUCUGAUAUUCAAGAAUGACCCCUACCACCCAGAUCAUUUCAACUGCGCCAACUGCGGGAAGGAGCUGACUGCCGAUGCACGGGAACUCAAAGGGGAGCUGUACUGCCUUCCAUGCCAUGAUAAAAUGGGGGUCCCCAUCUGCGGUGCUUGCCGACGGCCCAUUGAAGGGCGCGUGGUGAAUGCCAUGGGCAAGCAGUGGCAUGUGGAGCAUUUUGUUUGUGCCAAGUGUGAGAAACCCUUCCUUGGACAUCGCCAUUAUGAGAGGAAAGGCCUGGCAUAUUGUGAAACCCACUAUAACCAGCUAUUUGGUGAUGUUUGCUUUCACUGCAAUCGUGUUAUAGAAGGCGAUGUGGUCUCUGCUCUUAAUAAGGCCUGGUGCGUGAACUGCUUUGCCUGUUCUACCUGCAACACUAAAUUAACACUCAAGGAUAAAUUUGUUGAAAUUGACCUAAAGCCAGUCUGCAAACACUGUUAUGAGAAAAUGCCAGAAGAAUUUAAGAGGCGACUUGCCAAACGGGAGAGAGAAGCAAAGGAUAAGGACAAGCAGAAAAAGAAAAAGCCAGUCUGUUUGUAAACUUUUCUAUCCCUCUGUCAUCAUUUUCACUACUUUCUCCUUUGGAAUAAGUUUGUGGAGUUUGACAUGAAGCCAGUCUGCAAGAAGUGCUAUGAGAAAUUUCCAUUGGAGCUGAAGAAAAGACUUAAGAAACUAGCUGAGACCUUAGGAAGGAAAUAAGUUCCUUUAUUUUACUUUUUCUUUUCUUUGCAAGAUAAGAGAUUACCAACAUUGCUUGUCUUGAUCUACCCAUAUUUAAAGCUAUAUCUCAAAGCAGUUGAGAGAGAAGAGGACCUAUAUGAAUUGUUUUAUGUCAUUUUUUUCAUUAAGAAAAAAAAAUUUUGUAAUCAUGUUUAAAAUACAGAUGAAGUCAGUAUUUGCCUUUGUCAACCCUUAUCCAUUUGUUGACAUGUAGACUAUUUACAAAAAACACAUGGUUAAAUGUUAGAUUUUAAUUAAGGCCCCCCAAAAUUAAAUAUAACUUUUUUUAAAUGACAGGAGUCAGCUUUUACAUGACUCAAUUGAAAAAAAAAAAAAACAGUAUAAACAUUAAUUUACUUUGUAUUCAAAAGAAAAUUCCAACUGCUGUUGGGGAAGGAUACAGAGAAUAAAAAUAACCAUGCAAGAAAAACAAAAACAAGAAAAAUGAGUCUUAUACAGUCUUAGUAUAUUUAUCAAAGUAGUAGCUAUAAAGUGAAUAUAUACAUUACUAAGACAAAAAAUAAAAGUAUAAUUCAGAACUACUUGACUUUUUUUAGUUAAAUGCAGUAAUUAUUAUGCUUAGUUUUAUAAUCUGCCCUCCUUCUGAAUUUUUCCUUCAAAUGAUUACUUAACACAGUAGUUAUAGCUAGCUAGUAGGAUGUCUUUUAAAUUUUUGUGCAAAAAAGAUGUAUACCAGGUAUUUGAAAAUAUACAUUAUUGGAAAAUGAAGUAUUUUUAAUGUAUUAACAGCAACUGUGCUCCUAAGCUUAAUGCCAAGCAUGUAGUCUUAGAAUAGGGCAUGAAAUUAAAUUGUAUGUAGCUUGGAAUCUCUUGCUUCAGAAAAGUGAAUGCGUAUGUCAGUCAUAUUGCCUUCAUAACCAUGCUAGUAUCUAUGCAUUAUACAUAUUUAAACUUGCCUUGCCUUAAAAAAAAAUACGUAAUACAUACUUAAAUCAGGAAUUCUAGCCAUCUCACAGAAUACCAACUAAAACUAAGUACAUUGAGAUCUGAGAUUGGUAAACCCAGAUUCAUUUAACACAGCUUUAAUUAAAUUUUUAAAAAGUCUAUUCUUUUUGGGGGAAACCCAUUGAAGUUAAUUUCUAUUAUCUUAUUAGAAGAGAAUGAUGUUGAUAUGUGUUUCAGAUUUUUCAUUUCAAAUCUUGUAAUUAAUUGGAUCUAUUUAAUAUAAAUAGGAGAUACAAAUAACACUCUUAAAUUGGAAGAGGGAUGUCUUGGUAUUCGUUUUAGGUCAAAAUUAGUGAUUCUAUUUUUAUCAAAAGUUUUAUCCUGAAGUUUCUGGACCACUUUUCCUUAAUAAACUUGUUAAUGGAAAGCGAGCUUUAUGAACAUUUUAAAAAUGUUGCUGCUGCUUUCUUACUUAAAAAGAAAGUUGCCAAGAUAGACUUCUUAGGGAAAAAAAUUUUUUUCCCAAAAAUUGCUGAAAUAUUGUUUUGCCAUUAAAAAAAAAAAGUCUCAGGAUAUUACCACUCUGCCAUUAAAUAUUUGUAUGCAUGCAUUUUUUUAAAAUUCUGUGCAUGUACUUUAUGGAGUACAUUCUAUUUUUGUUUUCAGACACCUUACAACCAAUUAUUUUUUUAGUAAUCUUUUAGAAUUAAAACAAUUAUAAAUGAUUUAAAAUAAUAUCACAUAGUUUAAGAUUGUAUAUGUUCAGUAGUGUCAAUCAAUCAUUGCAUUUGACAGUAAGAAUCAAAGUCUCUUCAGUGUGCCUUUGUCAGCUAAUAUGUAACCAGCAGUGAUAACCUUGGGAGUAUUUAUUAAAUAUUAUACUAUGAAUAUAGGCAGAAUAGGACAGAGUUUGCAAUAGAGAGUCUUGAUACUAAAUUCUCAUAUACCUCUACAUGAGAAAUAUGGAGCAGAAAAACAAGCGUUUGCAUAUAUUCUUCAUCACUUUGAAGAUGCAUGGCCUGAACUCGACUGCUUGUGUCUGUUUACAUAUCAGGCAUAGCCAGGCAUCUCCUGUAGCCGGAGGUUCCACCGCUGUCUUUGCUCAGUCCUCUUUUAAAAUAAGAAUUAGUAUUUUCUAGAAGUUCAACUUGCUAAGCCUCUAAUACUUCAGCGUAGUUUAUCUAGAUAACAGUACUUUCUUCCCUGAUAAGUAAUAUCAUUGGAGCCCUUACAUAUAAGGAGAAGAGGAAGAAGUUGAAAAAGUGUAAGUGGAUUAAAAAAGAAACUUAGUCUAGUUCAUAUUUUUAAUGGGGCUUUCUCUGGCUGCUGGAAAACUUAGGCCAGUAAGCAUCUCUUUGUUUAAAGUCCUACAAGGCAAUUUGAAAUAAUUCAUUGUUCAUGCCAAAAUUCUAAGUACUGUUUUUCUUAACAAGCAUAAUAUGAUCAGGAAAAAUGGGUACAAGUAAAAUAUUCUUUGAAUCAUACUCAAAGCCUUAUUAACACUGCACUUGAAUAAUAGGUCAUUUUGCCUCACUCAUUUGCCAAAGUAGCCAUUUCCAAGUUAAGGACAUUUUGAGGAAGGCUGAUAGCCUUGUUGUAUUUCAUUUUAGAUUGUAAGCUCAAUGGCAGGGAUACUAAAUCGAUAAUUGUGUUUUCAUAUAGCAACCACCACAGGUUACUCUUGGUGCUUAAUAAAUGUUUAUAAUCAUUAACAAUAACUUGUAUAUUAUUUAAUUUGAAUGGUAUAGCUAUGAAAUACAUAUGGAAAUUGAAGUAUUCAUGAAUAUGUAAUGGAAACAUUCAAGUAAAUGAAUAAAAUGAUCUGGUUACUAUG
This is a messenger RNA of Sapajus apella (tufted capuchin), 6378 nucleotides long. It is a transcript of the gene LIMS1, whose product is annotated as LIM zinc finger domain containing 1. Gene Ontology annotation, cellular component: focal adhesion; cell-cell junction; cytoplasm. NCBI's taxonomy places the organism in Eukaryota, Metazoa, Chordata, Mammalia, Primates, Cebidae. The transcript is spliced from 11 exons. Gene Ontology annotation, biological process: cell-cell adhesion; positive regulation of integrin-mediated signaling pathway; positive regulation of substrate adhesion-dependent cell spreading. Bases 2448 to 3458 code for a protein of 336 amino acids. The record is from RefSeq and is a predicted model, not a curated record.